This is a messenger RNA of Chlamydomonas reinhardtii, 2228 nucleotides long. RefSeq lists its product as uncharacterized. Lineage: Eukaryota; Viridiplantae; Chlorophyta; Chlorophyceae; Chlamydomonadales; Chlamydomonadaceae. The transcript is spliced from 10 exons. The coding region runs from base 95 to 757 and encodes 220 amino acids. The record is from RefSeq and is a predicted model, not a curated record.
GUAUAUCACAACACUACUGUGCCUAAGUCCAACCUCAACGCAACACCUACCCAGCCUCGCUUCGCCUUCAACGCGAUACUGAACCCUUAACAACAUGUCGGCCGACUGGAAGAACCCGUGCUGGAAUGUUAUCGCCGAGCCUGGUGGCCUGGCCAUUUGCGUGACCUCGUGGUGUGUGCCUUGCUUCACGUACGGCAUGAACCUUCGCCACCUCGGCGAUGCACCUGAGGGCGCCAACGUCUUCUGCGCCGGCGACAUGAGCAAGGCUUGCUGUCUGUACUGCUGCGCGACCAUGGUCGGCUGCGGCUGCGCGGUGCACAUCCCUGCCCGCCAGUACAUCCGCAAGAAGUACAACAUUUCGGAGCCAACGCACGGCAUCCUCGAGGACGUGUUCCUGACCUGGUGCUGCCCCUGCUGCACCGUCACGCAAGAGUACAACGAGAUCAUGUCGCGCAACGGCGGCGCGGGCGGUAAGCCGGCGGUAGUCGGAAAGGCCGGCAACGCCCUGGCUGACGACGCCAAGAAGGCCGCCAACACCGCCGUGGUCGGCGCCAAGCAGGCGGUGGACAACGCCGCGGGCAGCGCGGAGAAGAAGGAGGAGAAGGACGAGAAGAAGGAGGAGCCCAAGGAGGAGAAGAAGGAGGCCGAGGCCGAGGCCAAGACGGAGAAGAAGGAUGAGGCCGUCGCUGAGGUCAACAAGGAGAAGAAGGAGGAGGCCGUCGCUGGGGAGAAGAAGGACGAGGCCAAGGCGGAGUAAGCUGUGCUUGAGCGGGAGCGCACGCGGUGAUACAAUGCCUUGGACUGCCCUGUUAGACUCCAACGUUUUCCUCAAGUAGCUGAGAGCUGGUUCCUGUGAGCGGAGCAGAAAUAAAUAACAAGAGGGGUGUUCGAAUUCUCCUUGGUCCUUGUGGGGUGGUCUGGUGUGUGUCGUCCGCUCGCGGAUGGUUGCAUACUGCUUGGCUACGCUUGAUCUGACGUUGGAUACUACUGAGAGAUGGGUGAGCAGCUAGGAGCCCAGCCGGGGGCUCUUGACUUGCGCGGAUCGAAGUUGGUGACUGUGUGGGUUCGUAGGCUAGGACAUACGUGUUCACAUUCUUUCCAAAUAACUGCAUCGCAGACGGUUGCGCAAUAUUAGGAUGCUGGUGGUCACCAGCACACCGCCACAGAGAGCAUGGGAACCGUUCAGUUACUCUGUUGGUGCUGUCGGACUGAUGUCAGCUAGCGCUUCGCGAAGGCCUUGAGCUGUAAGGGCAAGUGGUGUCUGACUUUGCACUGCACAAGAUUGUUAGCUUGACCCGUCUAAAUGCUCUCAGCACUACAUGGAGUCAAGGAAAGGCCUUGACACGCACCGGUAUCACCCUGCCAGGGUGUGCGCAGGCUGUAGAACGUACUACCCCAUAAAUCCAUAAUGCCAGCAUAAGCGUCACACGCACUCACGCAGUGGCGCAAACGUGGUCCUGUCCCCACGCCGGCAGACCCGCAUUCGUCAGCACCUCCACUGCGUUAUUGUUUCUUCCCAACUUCGAACACCGGCCUCGGGGACCUGGGGGAGCGGACUGUACAACGGGCUGCACGACGGCUGCUGCUGCGCCCGGUUAAGGCCGACAGUGCGGAUAGUGCCAUGUAAGCUCAUGUGAGGCAUCCCAUAAACACUGACUUAGCGGGAUUGCGCGCCUCAUUGCGGCCUGCCCCACACCCCAUGCAUGACGGUGCGAUGGCCUACCCUGUAAGGAGUGCACAGGGCCUGGUGCCAGGGUGUGUGCCGUGCCCGUGCCCCUCCCCUCUGCCCUUGCAUGUACCACACAAGAAGCUGGCAGCCUGACACGAGGCAUACCGGCAUACCAUGAGCUUACGGCACUCUUACGGCCCGUGAGAAAGGCAUGUGCACCCUAGUUGGCCCGUGCUGAUUCCCUGAACCCUUGGCGGCGCCAGCAUGGACCCACGCAGCUAUCCUGGCAACCCUUCAGGUAUCACUGCUACCCACUACCAGAGCCAGAGCUCUUAGGUCAGCUGCGUGCACUUAUCCUUCUGCGCAGCGGACGGGGCGUGCAUAAUCAAGCACUCCAGCAUGAAGACGACAUUGCUAAAAGGGCAGUCGCUCUACCCGCCUCAGCCGUGGCCUCAGCACGUCUUGACGCCCCAGCUAAACAAUCCCUCACCCCGGACCCCGCCGGGGCCGCGUUCACCGGUCCACGCUUGCGACUGCCAACCUGUAAGAGCCACCUGAA